CCUAAAGCCCCCACAUUCUUUCUUUUUUAUACAGUAAUAAUACUGCACUACUAUUCCUUUCCAGUUUCCUCCCUCUUUUCUCUUCUUUAUUAUCUCCUUUCUUAUUUUGGCUUUUUCCUUUGGCUUGCUUUCUCUUCAAAAUGACCCUUGUUUCUUCUCAUCUAUUCAAGCCAUGUCUAACCUUUGUUUUUCUAGCCUUGUUUCAGUCUCACACAACUUUCUCUGCUCUGAUAUUGAGCUUGAGAAACCACCGUAGCUACCCCCAACAUCCAAGGCCAAUGUUCCAAACCAACCGAACUACUUGUGCAUUGUUUGCAGGGACUUGGGUCCGUGAUGAUACUUACCCAUUGUACCAAUACUCGAACUGCCCAGUCAUAGAUGCUGAAUUCAACUGUCAAAUGUCUGGGAGACCUGAUUCUGGUUACCUUAAAUAUCGAUGGCAGCCUCUCAAUUGUCAGCUCCGAAGGUUCGAUGGGCUUGUUUUUUUGUCGAAAAUGAGAGGGAAAACAGUGAUGUUCGUUGGUGAUUCACUGGGAAGGAAUCAAUUUGAGUCUUUGAUUUGUAUGAUUUUAGCUGCCAACCCCCAAACCCAGACUCAGAUGAACAGAGCAAUGCCUCUCUCUACUUUCAAGUUCCUGGAAUAUGGUGUAUCCAUAUCAUAUUUUAGAGCUCCAUUUUUGGUAGACGUAGAUGUGAUGCAAGGGAAGAGGAUUGUAAAGUUAGACGACAUAGCUGGAAAUGGAAACGCCUGGCGAAUGGCCGACGUGCUGGUGUUUAACACAGGCCAUUGGUGGGGUCAUGAAGGAUCUCUCCGAGGGUGGGAUUUGAUUCAAUCAGGUGGUAAAUAUUACCAGGACAUGGAUCGUUUGGUUGCUAUGGAGAAAGGGCUAAGAACAUGGGCCAAUUGGGUUGACUCCAAUGUCGACAUAACUAGAACCAGAGUCUUUUUCCAGUCUGCUUCCCCCGACCAUUACAAUCCAAACGAAUGGAGUGCUGCAGCAACUGCGACGACUGCAAAAAACUGUUAUGGAGAGACGGAACCAAUGAAAGGAACUACGUACACCAGCACAUAUGCAGAUCAGAUGGGUGUAGUGAAUGAAGUCAUCAGGGAGAUGCAUGUUCCUACAUAUUUGAUGGACAUAACAAUGCUCUCUGAGCUUAGGAAAGACGGGCACCCAUCAAUUUACCGUGGUGAUUUCAGCCCUUCUCAGAGAGCUAACCCGCAAAAGUCAGCUGAUUGUAGCCAUUGGUGCCUUCCCGGAUUACCUGAUACUUGGAAUGAACUAUUUUAUACUGUAUUAUUCUACUAGUUUCGAUCUGGUUCACUUCAUUUUAUGGUAAUAUGGUUACCAUUGAUUUUGAUGAUAGGUUAGUGUAGCCUUCAUUAUUAAGCAAUACAUUAUCAUUUUGAAGUGAAGAUUCUCAUUAACGAUUAA
Gossypium raimondii (Peruvian cotton) is the source of this 1436-nucleotide messenger RNA. Its product is annotated as protein PMR5. Gene Ontology annotation, cellular component: Golgi apparatus. Gene Ontology annotation, molecular function: O-acetyltransferase activity. The transcript is spliced from 5 exons. The record is from RefSeq and is a predicted model, not a curated record. Bases 141 to 1310 code for a protein of 389 amino acids. NCBI's taxonomy places the organism in Eukaryota, Viridiplantae, Streptophyta, Magnoliopsida, Malvales, Malvaceae.